UAGUAUACCUACUUUAAUUUAUAGAUAAAAUACUUAGAACCUCGAAUGGAACAUUUAGAAUACAAUACAAUAUUAGCAGUAUGUGACACAAUAGUUGGCAAUGUUUUUAGACAAUUAUUGAUUGAGUUACCUACAGUAUUGGACAACAUCAAAUGCUCUAUAUCCUCUUGUAAUAAAACAACAAAAUGUCCAAUACCUGUGCCCUAUAUAACAAUGCAUAUUGUAAAUGGUAAUUUAAAUUCGCUUGAGGAAGAUAUACGGAACAGAAUAUUAAGCGAAAAUUCCACGUGUCAUCAUGUUGACACAAGAGAGAAAAUAUGUAACGGAUUAAAAAGUAUUGAUCCAAUUCCUUCAUCGAUUCAUCUGCAGUUUAUUGAGCUCAGUUCAUUGAGCUUACUAAGAAGAUGCAGUCGACAAGGAUUACAGUACAGAGAUUGCACAACAGGUCCAAGUACGUUUAGCCGAUGUACCUCCAGUCAUAACAUUAAACAAUAUAAAGUAUGAACUGAGGGGUAUAUGUUCACACAAGCACGGGUGAGUCGAUUGCGGCUUUGGACAUUACCAGUCUCACUGCAAGCGGAACUAUACAAGCAACUGGGAACUUUACGACUUAAAAUCUAAACCAAGUAAAAUCAAACACAAUUGUACCUUGCGAAUUUUCGAUUUGCACAAUUUAAUAUUCAUACAUAAAG
Myzus persicae (green peach aphid) is the source of this 692-nucleotide messenger RNA. RefSeq lists its product as uncharacterized. The record is from RefSeq and is a predicted model, not a curated record. The transcript is spliced from 2 exons. NCBI's taxonomy places the organism in Eukaryota, Metazoa, Arthropoda, Insecta, Hemiptera, Aphididae. Bases 46 to 504 code for a protein of 152 amino acids.